Schistosoma margrebowiei is the source of this 1383-nucleotide messenger RNA. The record is from the annotation of a GenBank genome assembly. NCBI's taxonomy places the organism in Eukaryota, Metazoa, Platyhelminthes, Trematoda, Strigeidida, Schistosomatidae.
AUGAUAAAUAUCACUUCAUUAACUCAACCGGCUUCACCAAAUUCACGUAGAUCAAGUUCAAUCUCAGCACUUGCAUUGUAUAAUACUGCUGUUACGAGCACUUAUACUCAUCCAAAUAAUCCUAUUCAUAAUAAUUCGACUGUGGUGAAUCUUUACACGAGACAGUAUAUGCAAAAAAAGAAAUCUCAUCGAUGGCGAUUGGUCAGAACACCAAUUCCAUUGAAUCCAGUUUAUCGUAAAACAUUAUUUUUAGCCAUACUUAUACCAUUUAUUGGUGCAUUACUGUUUAUCGGAGCAACAUUAACACCAUAUUGGGAGAAUGUUCAUUUUAAAUUCAUUAAAUUGUUGGAACUAUUUUCAAUCAAACAAAAUUGCUCGACAUUCAAUGGGCAUGAAAAUGGUAACAUGUACAAUAAGUCACUAACUAAUCAAACAGAAUUUGUAAUUUUAGAAGAUCCAAAGCGAUGGAUUAAUAAUAAUAAUAAUGAUAAUAAUAAUAUUAAUAAUUAUACCUUAGAAUUUGUCAUAUUUCGUGAUGGUAAAAUAUUAAAUUGGAGAAUACUGAAACACUUAUAUAAAAAUUGUUUGACAGUUACAUAUAAAAUGAAUGAAAUCAUAGGUAUUGUCGUACAUUCAUAUAAACAUAUCACAUCUACCGAGAAUACACCGAAGCAUUUAUCACGUGAAACAAUAACACCAAGAUUAUUCACUCGUAACAAAUAUACAUUCACACGUCAUGAAUGGAUACAGUUAGUAGAGCAUGGGGAUUUGUUAGACGAUACACAAGAUGAUGAAAUGAACAGAAAUUUAUGGUUAAUUAUGAAUUUGCAAGCUGGUAUCUGGACAAUGUGUUUUCGAUUAGCAGAUGCUUACAAACCUAAACUGCUAGCCUACAGUUCAAAUAUCCAUCCAGAUUUAAACAUACCACUAGACUGUAUGUCUUAUCUACAAGCAAACUUAUCUGAAACAAAGAAUCUAUGCAUUCAAUUUCUGUUAAAAAUGCAGAAUAAUAUUAUUUCAUGCGUUGUGGUAGUCUAUCUAUCAGUUGCAGCAUCUGUAUUGAUCGGGGCGUUUUCAACUUUGUUUCGUGCUGUGCCUGCAGCUAUGGUAACCGGUGUAUUGUAUAUUACAUCUGGUGUCUUCAUUAUUUUCGCAAAUUGUAUACAUCAUACAAAAUUGAAUCGUCUUGAGUACGAAUGGGGUCCAUGCUAUCCAAUAUCACAAAUACCUCGAACAUUAUAUACUCCAGAUAUUAUCAGUGUUCAUCCACUUUGGCCUGUAUUAGUCAGUUGGAUAUCAUCAUUUGUUUUCUUUAUUGCUUCAAUCAUAUGGCUUAUUCUUACACAAUUAAUGACUUUUGAAAAUUCUAAAACAAUGAUUUAA